CUUAAAAAGGACGGACGGAACCAAGGGCCGACACUGGACAGCUGUGGAGUGAAGCGCAACCAAGGGGGACAGAGGUUGUGGUGCCUUAAGGAGGACUGAGCUGCACCCGUCCGCUCCUUGAUGCUGUACAGUCUAGCAGGUGGGGGCACACUGAGUGGUGUGGCUGCCCUGGUGCUGCUCAUCAUCUCCACGGCAACAGAUUACUGGAUGCAAUACCGAUACUCCGGCAGCCCAGCCAAUCAGGGGCUCUGGAGGUUCUGCAUCAAUCACAAGUGCCAUGCCCACACCAUUACUGUUGCCUUCUGGGAUGCGACGCGGGCCUUUAUGCUGCUGUCCGUUGUGAGCUGCUUCGCCGGCGUGGUCCUGGGCCUCAGUGCCUUCACCAACGGAACCAAGAGCAAGCUGGUGAGAUCUGGAGGGAUAGCGCUGUUGCUCUCUGGAUUCCUUGCCCUGUUAGCCCUGGCAAUUUACACGGGGGUGACCGUUCAGUUCUUUGGCAAGCGAUUCCUCGACUGGCGUUUCUCCUGGUCCUACAUCUUGGGCUGGGUGUCGGUUAUCUUGGCUUUUGCUGCAGGAUCGAUCCAGCUCUAUCUCUAUCAGAAGAACAUGGCGGAAACAUCUCCCCCCAGUGCCCCUGACAGCUAAACAUGCUAAAACUCACUUCUUAGCGAGACCUGCAGGAAACAAACCUACAUCCUCCAUGGAGUUCAAUCUGCCUCUUGAACGUAAAGCAGGCCGAGUCUGCAGACUAACAAUUUCUGGUAGAACUGUGAAAAAUAGGUUUUAUUACUAGAGACAGUUUUAUCUCUGCUUUCUCGAAUUUGCCAGGUGCAAUUAAAGGACAUGUGAUUUAUUUCCUCCUUCUUCUGUUACCUUCCUUCAUCACCCUCUAUCAGCUCAGUCAAACUGAACUGUAACUGAAGGCUGCAGACAUGCGCUGAAGGUUUAAAAAAAAAAAAAAAAAAA
This is a messenger RNA of Scleropages formosus (Asian bonytongue), 966 nucleotides long. It is a transcript of the gene lim2.2, whose product is annotated as lens intrinsic membrane protein 2.2. Lineage: Eukaryota; Metazoa; Chordata; Actinopteri; Osteoglossiformes; Osteoglossidae. The transcript is spliced from 5 exons. Gene Ontology annotation, cellular component: plasma membrane. The record is from RefSeq and is a predicted model, not a curated record. Bases 121 to 645 code for a protein of 174 amino acids. Gene Ontology annotation, molecular function: structural constituent of eye lens.